Acanthamoeba castellanii str. Neff is the source of this 384-nucleotide messenger RNA. Its product is annotated as Ras-related GTP-binding protein A, putative. The record is from RefSeq and is a predicted model, not a curated record. Gene Ontology annotation, molecular function: GTPase activity; GTP binding. The transcript has 3 exons. NCBI's taxonomy places the organism in Eukaryota, Discosea, Longamoebia, Acanthamoebidae. The coding region runs from base 1 to 384 and encodes 127 amino acids. Gene Ontology annotation, cellular component: lysosome; Gtr1-Gtr2 GTPase complex; nucleus. Gene Ontology annotation, biological process: regulation of autophagy; cellular response to amino acid stimulus; cellular response to starvation.
AUGAUCUUCUGCCUUAUUCACAAGAUGGAUCUUAUUGCCGAGGAGGAACGCGACAAGUUCUUCGCGCGUAAGCGGCGUGAGCUGGAGGAGGCCUCGGCCCCGAUGCCCAUCAACUGCCUGCCCACUUCCAUUUGGGACGAGACGUUGUACAAGGCGUGGUCCGAGAUCGUGUACCGGCUCAUCCCCAACAUCGGACACAUCGAGUCUCUGCUUCAGAAGUUCUGCCAGAUCGCCGGCGCCGACGAGGUCGUUCUCUUCGAGAGAGAGACGUUCCUGUUCAUCUGCCACACUUCGCUGAGGGAGUACAAGGACAUCCACAGAUUUGAAAACAUCUCCAACAUCGUCAAGAACUUCAAGCUCAGCUGCCGGUACCCUGCCCUCUAA